This is a messenger RNA of Paramuricea clavata, 11230 nucleotides long. The record is from the annotation of a GenBank genome assembly. NCBI's taxonomy places the organism in Eukaryota, Metazoa, Cnidaria, Anthozoa, Malacalcyonacea, Plexauridae.
CCAUGUUUGUAGAAAGUGCAUGUUUGAGACGAAAAAUUCAUGGUUAAGCGAACACAUUGAUGGCAUUUUGUCGGCGAAAGAGGUUUAAUAUCGUCUUACUAAAUUCAAGGAACUAAUUCUCGCCAUAAGUGUUAGGAUUUGCUUAUAUAAAAGUGUCGGGUUGCUAUUUUAGGCAUAAAUGUAUGCGUAGACGUGUAUAAAUGAUAUUUGGAAUAUAGUUCCGUGCUGAAAAAAGUCGAUAGUGUACAAAUUGUCUUGGCCCAAAGGUAGAUGCUGUAAUAUCGACGAUUGUAUUUAGUUUGUUUAAAUUGGAAACCUUAUAUUUGGUAAAUAUUGUAUUACAUAUACCUUUUUGAACGGUGUUUAUCGUCACCCGUUUAACUUUGUCUUUGGGAGUUUCUCUACAGACUACAGUAUAAAACCUUGUGUUAUACUGGACUGGUGAAUAUAUUUAUUGUAUUUACCACGUAUAUUAAACUGGUACUAUAGAUAUUAGUUAAAUUCACCACGUUUAAUAUAGUGAAACUUGAAAAUAAAUUUGAAUUUAAAUUUUGAGAUUUAGCAGUUUGUAUUAUAUACUCAUUCGACGAUUAUUUGACGCUAAAGUUAAACCUUGUAACUUUAAUUAUUAGCGAAGGACGAGUCUAUAGAGUAUAGAAUAUUGGCUGUAUAGUCUCUAGGUCACUAUACUCGGAGACUUUUAAGACGGUGUUUAAUAUUUUUAAUGUCAAUAUAGACAGACGAGUAUUUAAAGCUAAACAUAAAAUUUGGCUUUGGUAAAACCGUAUAGCCAAAUAGAUAUCGACCUUUUGAGUUUUGGUUAACUUAACCCGAGGAACUGAAUCUGAAUAUCCCCCAGUUAAAGUCGGUAUCGAGUCGUUUACUGCAGUCUGCCAGUAAUAUCAGCCUGUCGUUUGCAAGUGUAGUGGGUCAUCAUGUUUAUGCGUUCUGGGCGGAAGUUGGACAAGACUUUAACGAGUUUGUUUAAGUUUGACAAGAACACAUCGGCAACUCUUGAUCGUUUGGUCGCAGAAAUACACCAGAAUAAGGAAUUAUGCAGUUAUCAAUUUUUGAACCAUCCCGGGUCGCAAGAUAUGCUGACUGGUAUAUUGAAGCUCGUCCACUCAGAGGACAGAAGGUAUGUUAAUUUGGUUUACUGAUGUACAUGUGCUUGCUUACAUUUGUAUAGCCUAGUAUAGGUAAUAGUAUGGUUUCGAGAGCAAUUUGGAAAAAUAUGCACGAGUGAGUUUUUCAAAGACUACCAACAUUGAAGUCUUUGAAGUCUUUGAAAAACUCGCGAGUCCAAUUUGAAGUCCAAUUUGAACUUAAAUUUUGAAGUCUUUGCAAAACUCGCGAGUGUAUGUUUUUUCAAAUUGCACGAACUGAAACCAUACAAUUACUUAUUAAUAAUAUACAUGAAAAAAGUAUGCAGUCACUCCUAAGAACUCCGAAAUGUUUGGGUUUUUUGGUAUUAUUUCUGUUGCAAAUUGCUGUAUAUUAUUGGCUGCCUUUGUUAUUGUUUCAAUCCUAAAUAGUCGAUGAAAUUUGCACUGUAUUUUGAAAAAAUUACACUGCUCUUUAGCUAACUGCUCUUAGACUCGCCUAAUCAGAAUACAGCCUUUCGAUAAUUACGCCACUUGGCCUUGGAGCCUCGCUCUCAUGAAUCGUGAGCCAAUCACCUUACGUAAUUUACUAAUGAGAGCGAGGCUCCAAUACCAAAAAGUAUGUGUAACGUAAUUAUCGAAAGGUUUCGAAAGGGUGUAUAUACAUAUCAUAAUAAUAAUAAAAUUUGUAUAGCGGAUAUAUGUUACUGUUCUAGGCGCUUUAUAUGCUAAUAUUAUAUAAUAUUUUACCUAUCCUUCGUAUAUUAGAAUUUGUUAACAUUUUAUCAUAAUUUAUAAAUUGUAAGCUUGUCUUUAGUAUUUUGACCCGAAAAUGCCCUAUAUCCAUACUAGCUUUUAAGUUGGGAAGAUCGUUCAGUAAAACGCCAUUUACUUGAUGAAGAACGAAGCUGUCUCAAUCUUCUAUAUUAAUUAACUAAACAAUACAUUUUGCAAAAAAAUACCGAACUUCUUAUCGUUCCGCGGUAUCUGAUUUCAUUAUUGAGCCCCACUAUAACUGAAACAGUGAAACCUAUAAACUUUCUUAGGAAUUCCGUUGUAGAGUCUAGGCAUAGGAAUAGAAAGCCUAGUCGAAGAACUCCUUAAAUUGUAAUAAUUUAUCAUUGUGCUCGCAUUUUGAAAAGUGUCUCAGAAAGUGCCAUUCUGAGACAUUUUUGAAAAGUGUCUCAGGAUCCUUUGAAAAAUUGCCCCGUGGCAUGACCUUUAUAGAUUCGCUAUUUGGGCCGAAAUUGCCGGUGUAAAUAUUUCGAGAUCUCUGUUAAUAUAUGGGUAUUGGGUUGUCUGUUAUAUAUGAAUAUUGUUCUAAUUCGUUUGAUUAAUGACAAUAUUUCACUUGAUUAGGCCAACAUUGGGUUUAAUUUGUCGUCAGAUAACAGGAAUUCUCUUGAAAUUGGUCUUUAAAGAAGCUUAAAGGAUUUUCUCCUUUUGUUCUAAAAGAUUUCAUUUCAGUUAAACUUAAUCCAAACUUCGUUGUUGUCUAUGAUUUGUCAAAGUGGGGGGUAAUGAGUUUCGUAUUAAAUUUGUGCACAAGUAAAUGAAGUUUAAAUAAUUUGAGACAUUGCUAAUUGCUUUCAUCAAAACUAAUGCCCUUUUUGUCGAAGUGCUAAAACGAUUUUAAUUUGAGGUUAUUGAGCUAAAUUAACGACUGAUCUCCAAUCUCGGCCUGGAUGGAGCAACCUUUAGAAUUCAUGGAAUUAAAUUUGAUAUCAACCUCUUGUAAGACUUGUGAUAAAUAACUGGGCGAUGCAGUGGUUCUUUUGCAUGACUGCGUUACAGAAGCGCUACUUUCGCAUCAAUCUCGUUCCCCGAGCCUGCGAUCCUCGGGAAGGAACGCGAGGCUCUGGGAUAAUCCGUUUCAGGGAGGAAUCUGAUUGGCCGUUGAAAUGGAUGCGUAGUUCAAUCUUAGCCAGAAUUCCUGGCUUCCGGCAAUGGAUUAUCCCAGAGCCUCGCGUUCCUUCCUGAGGAUCGCAGGCUCGGGGAACGAGAUUGCUUUCGCAUGUGACUCGAAAAUUGAUGGUGUUAUUUUUUAGUCUAAUUUGAAAGAUCAUUGAAAACUGUAGAGUAACUUCUUUGACAGAUGUUUGUUUUCUUGCUUCGUUUUGGGGAUACUUCAUUUUGUAUAAUGCAUGCAUAAUGAAUUACUUUAAAAUGUUAUAUAAUUUUGUCACUGUCAAAUAAUUUAGCUCAAAAAGAAUGAUGAGCACGAGUUUUGUCCACAACAACACCCAAUCAUGUAGGUUUUCUACUGAUUUUGUUUAGUCGUAGUAUAGAUACACAGAUUUUAGGGCUAAUCAUUAUGCAUAUGUGACGUCGGAAGCUGGUCCUUUGCAUAUCAUACAAAAUGAAAUAUCUCCAAAACGAAACAAGAAAGCAAAAAUCUAUAUCAAAGAAGUUACCCUACAGUUUUCAAUUAUCUUUCAAAUUAGACUAAAAAAUAACACCGUCAUUUUUCGAGUCGUAUGCCCUUUAACGGGAUUUCAUCAAUUUUGUUUUAGAAUCGCUGGCAAUGCUUCGUAUGUGAUAGGUUCGCUUGCUGAGACUGCUUUGGGAUGCAGUAGAAUAGUCCGUAUAUGUACUGCAUCUUCGGAAGAGGAGAGCAGCGAAGUCCUCAAGAGUUUGACAUCGUUGUUAGAUGUUGCAAAUACAGAUUUAGAAACUGUUCUCAAUGCUGCUGGAACACUGGGCACUCUGGUGAGUUACAAAGUUAGUACAAUUACCUCCCAGUGACCUCUAUAAAUACUGGAGUCAGUGGCGUAGCCAGGGUUUACAAAAUGGGGGGACAAGUUGAGCGCCGAAAUUUUUGAAAUUCAGAGCCUAUGAAACGCCAUUCGUGCAUUUUGGGAUGAGAUUUUACAAAAUUCAGAAGAUUACAACAUAUAAUGCACAAAAAAUAGUACAUUUUAAGACUUUGAACUAUUUAAUUUUAAAGUGAGGUUUUGCAGGAUUCAGAAGAUUACAACAUAUAUAAUACACGAAAAAUAAUACAUUUUACGACUUUGAACUGUGCAAUGUUCCUAAUGUCUUUUCCUAGAACUGUCUCAAUCUAUUUAGAAUGGCAGCUUUCUGAUUUUAGCUAAAAAUCGGAUCAGUGUUACCCCCACUCCAGUUUCUCAACGGAUUUAAUUAAACAUAUUUCGAAGGGGGUUUGAAGGAUAAUGGGGGACUCGUCCCUUAUGAGAAAAGUGGAGCCAAGAUCACAGAGUUCUUACAUACAGAGGUUUCACCUCGCGUAAGGGAUUCUUCAGUCCGCUAUGUUCUCAGCAAGUGCUCUAAAGAGAGGUCGUCACCCCCCUGAAAACAUAUUGAAAUUUAAUAUUCCAGGGGGGUGAAUGUAUCUCUUUAGAGCACUUUCUAAGACCAUGGACGCAGUAGACGCCAAAAAGGUUGUCGUUUGCAAACCUUAAACUCUACUGAAUCUUAAGGUUUGCAAAGGACAACCUUUUUGAAUUACUGUUUUGACCAGUAUUAAUGUCGAUGCAUAGUUGAGCUAUCUGACUUAAUUGAUAAAAUGAUAACAUUGUUACAACUUGUUCAGGGACAAGCUGCUACAAACCUUUCGCGAACGCAUCUCGGCAUCUUGUUGACAAGUUGUGAGAUUUUUAUGCGUGUAGUACAAUACAAUACAAUAAAGGUUUAUUCACAAUGAAACUGAAGCAUGCAAUUACAGUGACAGAGGAAAAGGAAAGUUUGAGGUUAUCCCUAUAUUAAACUUCCUUAAAUAAAAUAAUUGUUAAAAAUUACUAAUUAAAAUUACAAUUACAAAUAUAUGAAUAAAUUAGAUCUUUAAAUAGUCCUUCAGGGCUUUUUUGAACGCUGAAAAGUUAUUAGCCUCUAAAACGUAUUUUGGCAAAGCGUUCCACAAGCCGAUAGUCCUUACAAAAAAGGAGUAUUUGUAACAAUUCACUCUACUUGCCUUAACACAUAGUUUAUACGCGUGAUUUGCUCCAGUUGACUUUACUCGAGACCAUUCGAAAAAGUCCGAGAAGUUUAGCUUGCAUAGCCCAAAGACAAUUUUGUAGCAUACAAGUAAUGAUAAAUAAUCCCUCCGUAAGGAAAGUGUUGUCCACCCCAGGAUCUGGCAUCUUUCUUCGUACGACAUUUCACCUCUCUUUUGACGCAAAGCAAGCCUGGAUGCUCGUCUUUGUACUUUCUCAAUUGCAUGAAUGUCCUUAACAAGAUAUGGAUAUAGUAUACCGGGUGUCCCAAAAAAAUCUAGUUAUACUUGUUAAAUAAUAAAUUUUUUUGGUUGUAUAUCUCGCACAAUAUUGCAUGUAAAUUCUGUUGUUAUAUAUCAAGUUCUUAGUCAGUCUUUUCUGAAUGAAUGAUCUUUAUUUCAUUGCGAUAACUGUUACACCUUUUACGUUACAUGUCCUUUUACGUUACGUAUCCAGUUUUUUGGGGGGCAUCCAGUUGUUCUCGUACAAGAAACGGAUUCUAUCUAUUCGAGCAAAGGACUGUUUGCGUAUCGAUAUACUAUGUUUCGAACAAUGUUUUUAGGCUGAAAAUGAAGAUGGCAGAUUAUGGUUGUUACGUCAAGCUGAGUUAAAUGAAACAAUUGAUAGAAUAACGACACUGUUGUCUUAUGAAGAUAAUUGGGUUGCAAGUAAUGCUGCUCUUGUCCUCGCAAGGUACAGUUUCACAUAUUAAUAAUAAUAAUAAGACUGGUAGAGAUGCCUCAGAGUGAUAAAACGUGACAAGGCAACAGAUUUACUAACACUAACCCUAUUCCAAACACAAACUCUAACCCUGAUCCUAAACCUAACCUAACCCUUCCAAGUUUGUUUCUAAACAAAUCUUGAAGAAAAUAUUUUUGCCCAAAUGUCAUUCUGAGGUCAGCGAAAUAGUUUCUUCCUUUAUUUAAUGAGGCUAAAGUACAUUACUGGUUUGAAUUUCCAGUGGUUUUAUUUUCAUUGUGGGCCUCCUAUCUCUGAUGAAUAAGUACAAGUUGGAAUAAAUCUAUCUAUACUAAUAUGUGACGUCUAUACUAAAAUGCUCUAGUUUAGCGUUCUGCAAUAAACGCUCUUGAUUAGUUGCGACAAUGCUGUUCCAGCAAUUUGUCAACAGGAUGAUUCCUCAACAGGCUUGUAGCAAGCUUGUUAACAAGUUGUGACAAUACUGUUCCAACAACUUGUCAACAAGAUGUCACCUCAACAGACUUGUCAAAGCAAGCUUGUUAACAAGUUCCAACAACUUGUCUGUCAACUACACACGUAAAAAUCUCACAUCUUGUAACAAGUCUGCCAACAAGGCGUCAACAAGAUGUAUUCGCACUGCUUGUCACAAGUUGUCAACAGGUUUGGAACAACUUGUUGACAACUUGUAACAACCUUGUCGAAAUUAUCAGACUUGUUGCAAGGUUGUUCUGACAAGUCCGUUACAUGCUUGAUAUAACAAGAUUGUUACAACCUUGUGUUGACAACCUCGUAACAUCCUUGUUAUAUCAUGGCUGUAACAAACUUGUUAGCACAGUCUUGUAACAAGGCUGAUAAUGCCAUCAAGAUUGUUACAAGUUGUUAACAGCUUGUUUCAAACUUGUUACAACAAACUGGGAACAAGCAAUGCGAACACAACUUGUUGACAGCUUGUGAACAGACUUGUGACAGCUUGUUUGCAGACUUGUUACAACUUGUGCGUUUUUACGUGUGUAGAUGUCUCCUCAACGUACAGGCUUCUAGCAAGCUUGUUAACAAGUUGUGACAAUGCUGUUCCAACAACUUGUUAACAAGAUGCGUUUGGAAUAGGUUUGUAGCAAGCUUGUUAACAAGUUGUGACACUGCUGUUCCAACAACUUGUCAACAAUAUGUGUUCGCAACAGGUUUGUAACAAGCUUGUUAGCAAGUUGUGACAGUGCCGUUCCAACAACUUGUCAACAAGAUGUGUUUGCAAUGAGUUUUUAGCAAACUUGUUAACAAGUUGUGACAACGCUGUUCCAACAACUUGUCAACAAGAUGUCUCCUGAACAGGCUUGUAGCAAGCUUAUUAACAGGUUGUGACAACGCUGUUCCAACAACUUGUCAACAAGAUGUCACCUCAACAGGUUUGUAGCAAGCUUGGUAACAAGUUGUGACAAUGUUGUUCCAACAACUUGUCAACAAGUCAGCAAACUUAUGGCAAGAUGUGUAAUGGUUGUGCCGGUAUAGACUGCGCUCCCUCAACAAAAAUUGAAUCUACGACUGGUUACAUCAUCUACAGUGUCUUUGAACUUUCUUUGUUAGGUUAACAAUAUCUGAAGAAGGUUGUGCCCGAGUUCUCAAUCAUCCUCAUUCUACAGACAUCUUAACCCAGCUGAUCAAGUCACUCCGUAUUGAUAAUGAUGGUAAUGAAUUGGUAGCUUGUUCAACUUGGCUAGCUUUACUUCCAGAGAACACAUACUGUAAAUGCGUUAGACAUUAGUGGACCAGCAGGCGUCCCAUUGCAAUACCGCGAUACUUCCAAAAUGGUACGAGGGGCUUUGAUGGACGUGCAAUCGUCAGAACAAGCGCCUUUCUCUGCGGACUCGCUCUUGACACUCAAGUGAAAAGAGUUUGUCAAUGCUCCACCGACGUGGGUCUUCUUUGGGUGUUUCAUCCCACCGGGAAUGUUGAUUGAUAUAAUUUAAUUUGCAGUCGGUGGUAUACCCUCUAGUUAAUAUGGUAUUCUUUUUAAAUUGUUUGUCUAGGUGCUGGAAUGAAUGCUGCAUUUGCCAUAGGGCGCCUGUGCGAUUUACAAACGGGACGUGUGCGACUACUCAAUCACAAAAACUCCGGCCAAAUGGUAAGGACGUUGUAAUCUUUAAAAUAUGAGCGGCAGUGUUGUAUUUUUAUUUAACCACAAUGCUGUGUAAUUAGUAUGAAAUAAACGAUCAUUUUAUCAUCAUUAUUUUUCAGCUUGAAAGUUUACUGAAAAUGUUACAAAGUGAUGAUAUCGCUUGCCAGAAGAACGCCUGUUUCGCCAUCAGUUGCCUAGCGACCAAUACCCUGGGUCAUUCUAGGAUACUGAAUAACGACCACAGCAACUGUUUGUUUUCUUCAAUGCCAAAAAUGUUGACAUCAAGUGACGAGGAAUCUGUCUGGUUCGCUGCCAUGUAAGUAGUGGCAUGGCUGUAGAAAGUAGGAAGUUAUGGAGCGACGCUACUUCCAUAGUCUAAAGGUCUAACUCCAAACCAAAAUAUACACUUGAGUAACUUCUGAAUUCAAAACUAAUUGAGUCGAAAUAUGAAUUGUGGAGUUACUGGCUAACUCCAAAAAUCACUUGGAGCUAGGUAUAACUCCUAAAAUCAUAUAGGAGCUAGCUAUCUAAGCCCGGAGUUACUGGCUAACUCCAAAAAUCAUUUGGAGGUGGAUGUAUCUAAAAAAAACACAUGAAAAAAUUGGUGUAUAAGCCUUGAAGUUACGGGCUAACUGCCUAACUGCAAAGAGUAUGUGUAUCAAGGCGAGCCAGCCUAGCCACUAGGUAUGUAAGCCUGAAGUUACUUGCUGUGUUGCUAACUCCAAAAAUCAUUGUGAGCUAGUUAUCUAGCGGCACACUUGGUAUUUUGUUCUCGUUCAGAGGCUAAAUUUUGAUCUGCAGUUACGACGCAACCCAUUCUCGUACCCCGCGACCCUUGUCAUGCUCUGUUGACCGCGUGUAAGACGGGCUCUGGGUACGAGAAUGUGGCAUAGCCUAGCUCUAUUUGAGGAUUGGCUACCUCCACAGCAAUAAAAUCUAGAGGUAUGAGUGGUGGACGUGAACAAAUUUAUCCGUUUUUCCAUUCCUUACCGGUCCAGUGUUGCUAUAGACAGGAACUAGAAUCUAGAAUACUUGAAGAGCACCUGUGGUGUUUGGUAGAGUUAAAUUUGAAACGUUCUCCGAAGCAAAUGAGGUGCAAUCAUAAUCGAUCACCAAUUACCCUCCGCCUUUGGCCAUCAAUUAAGUUUGCAGAAAUUCCCAUACGUCCCUGAAACGCAUUAUUGUUUUCAAUAUAGGACAGUUCAUACAUUCGCUUGUCAAAAGCAAGGUAUUUUGGAGUUACGAAGGGACCCUGAAAUUGUUUCAGCACUAUUGGUUAGUAAAGAAUUUCAAAAUUAUAUUUCAGUAAAAAGGGAAUGAAAGUAAAAUAUACUUGAUAUUAUAGUGAAAAGUUUGGGUUAUCGACUAUUAAACACAGUAUGGUCAUCAGGGUUGGAAAAGGUAUCAACUACCAAACCAUUUGAUCCCAGAACAUUUUAAGUUCCCACCUGUAGUAGGGUUUCCAAUAGAAGACGGCACACGGAUUAUUUUCGCCGUCUACAGCGUGGUUUAUCGCCGGUUAUUUUUCAAAAUUAUAUUACAAAAUUUUCUCUCCUUACCACAGAAAUGUCAAGGGAAGGGUUUUUAACUUUUAUGAGCUAAAUUUUACACGAUAUUCUUUGUUAAAUUUGGGUAAUAUAACGAAUCAAAUCUCCAGAAUCCAAAACAGCUGCCUAAAAUGGCUGGAAAAUGGCAUUGCAGCGGGUUUAAAUUUCAAAUUAGAUUCAAUUGAAGUACUUUCCUAGAAGAUUGGUACUUUCAGCACCAAUAGCCACCAGUAUGUCCUUUCAAAACCCUCCUACUGCAAAUUCUGUGAGAAAAUGAGAAAGUAAGUUAGAAUUUCCAUGAUCAGAAAUAAUGAUUAUAAGCGAUUAGUCAAACGAUUGGUUCGUUCUCAAACCACGCCUAAAGUAUACCUAUGGUGAUAUACUGCAAAUUAACUAUUGUACGAGUCGUUCGCAAUAAAACCCAACACUUUAGCGGCGUCUGCAACGCACGCUAGAUAAAUACCAAUCGCGGUUUAGUUUCGUUGUUAUAACUGGCCCAUACAUUCGAAUAUCCAAUAUCAAGUGGUACAAUGGUUAUAUGAAUGAGUUUGUGUAUUCAUAGAACUCGUAGUUAAUUUGUACUUAAUUACUUUGAAUAUUAUCAUUUCAGAAAGUUAGUGAACAAAGUGUCAGUGAAGACGCGAAAAAUGAAGUAAAUGCUGCUUUAGAGUUGCUUGAAAAAUUAACAAAACCCAAUGCACUUGAUGUACAAGGUAUAUGGCACUUAGUUUGCUAUAAUAUUCUGACCUUCUUGUAGCUGUGUCUGUAAGGGUGAAUACAGUUCCACAAUGCUUUCUUUGAACACUGGGGUUCCCCAAGGUUCUCUGUUAGGCCCUUUACUGUUCUUAGUUUUCAUUAAUAAUCUUCCUCUCGAAUCUGGUGAUGCACAACUUGAUAUCUAUGCGGACGAUACCACCGCUGAUUGGCACGAAACUUCCCAACUGUCGUAAACAAUGCAUAUGUCUACGGCAUUAGCAUUAAUUUAUAAUUACUAACUUUAUUUCUGAAAAUAAACUGUCGAUAAACAGCAUGAAGACCAAGUCAAUGUUAUUUAGUAGCAAGCAUCUGCGUGAAAAGUUGUCGUCUGAUGAUGAAGUGAAGAUCUCCCUGCCAGGAUCAAGUUCUCCCUAGAGAAUGUUAGUGCGCAUAAGCAAGAAGGAAUCAUCUUCAAUCAGGAUUUGACUUUCGAUGCCUAUGUGCGAUAUUUAAGAAAGAAACAAGGAGGAUAUAGGUCUACUGAAACGAAUAAAGAACUGUCUCCUCCUUGAGGAGAGACUUAGUUUCUACACAGCUACAAUUAAGCCUGUAGUGAUGUAUUGUAGUUCAGUUCGGACUUUAACUGCUCAAGCCAGUUUAGAUUCCGUUUUGAAGUUGCAGAAACAUGCUGCUAAGCCAAUUUUAGAUAAAGAAAGUCUGCCAGGUCAAUUCGUAUCUUAAUAAGCUUGGUUGGAUACCGUUUUAUGAAAACGUUUUUAGUGUUGCAUGAUCGCCAAAUAAGCGAGGUUGGUGGUUCACCUUUAAGUCUUUCACCACCACAAGCCCCAAAUUAGGUAAAAAGUAUCAUUAAUCAUAAAAAUCCAAGGGAGUGGUGCCGAAGUACAGUUAGUUAGUCGUGCACCCUAACCCGCUUACCCCAGAAAACCGGCUAAUAAAGGGUAACUAAUCAAAUUUCUUACUAAUUUCUUUUUAGUGCAAAGUGCCUACGUGAUUUCUGUGAAAUGGAAUAAAAUAUUUCCUAAGAGUGGUUUGGAAGUUUGGUAUGAACUGUACAGAGGUAGGGUUAAUAUUGAGAAAGUUCAUUUUUAUUCGCAUUAA